This is a messenger RNA of Symbiodinium necroappetens, 675 nucleotides long. The record is from the annotation of a GenBank genome assembly. NCBI's taxonomy places the organism in Eukaryota, Dinophyceae, Suessiales, Symbiodiniaceae.
AUGGCUCGUGGAUGGACGGCACUCGUGGGUGGCUGCGCCCUGGCGGGCGGCUUGGCCUUCGUGCCUGGGAUGAUGCCGUCCACCAGCUCCUCUCCGAGCAGCCAUGUAAGCAGGGAGCAGGGCCACUUUGACGCAGCGGACGCCGGCAGCUCCUUCCAAAACCUGCAGGGGCUCUUUGGCGGCAUCGCACUGGGCUUGCUCCUGAGCGUGGCCGCGGCCUCCCCAGUCCUGGCCGAGGAGGAGGCAGCAAAGCCCAAGGAGCCCACGGAUGAGGAGAUUCUCGCCAAGGGCUGCGACAUCCGCGUCGACUGCAAGACCAAGGAGGAGCAGUUCCGCUGGGCCAAGGCCUACUACAGGAAGUACAACAGGGAGAGCGACGGCAAGGACCCCAAGUACAGCGCUUCCUCCACCGGUGGCGGUAUCUACCGCAAGUACAAGAUCGAUCAGUUCAUCGAGCCUUCGGGCAUCGUGAACACCACCGAUGGCACGUACCCCAUUCGCCCAGAGGCUGCGGCCUUCAAGCCCAUUUGGGAUGAGUACAACAAGAAGCUCAUCGAGCGAGUCGAGAAGGUCUACGGCAUCUCCGAUGAGCCCAUCCGCUGGAACGGCGACUACUACGACAACAAGCUGAGCCCGUACAAGCCCGCCAACGGCCUUGGCUGGUACAACAAGUGA